Mollisia scopiformis is the source of this 1359-nucleotide messenger RNA. RefSeq names its product cation efflux protein. Gene Ontology annotation, biological process: monoatomic cation transport; transmembrane transport. NCBI's taxonomy places the organism in Eukaryota, Fungi, Ascomycota, Leotiomycetes, Helotiales, Mollisiaceae. The transcript has 5 exons. Gene Ontology annotation, cellular component: membrane. The coding region runs from base 1 to 1359 and encodes 452 amino acids. Gene Ontology annotation, molecular function: monoatomic cation transmembrane transporter activity. The record is from RefSeq and is a predicted model, not a curated record.
AUGGUCGGCAAACGGGGCAUCACCAGCGCGGAUCAGAAGAACUCGACGUACCUGAGCAAGGAUGUCGAGGACCGCCCGCCGCAGGACCGCAAGUACAGGUUUCGGGACCAGGGACACCUGGAUCCGGAUGAUCAGCGGAGGGUGCAGUUUAAGAGGCAAUUGCUGGAGAGUGUGGAGAGUUCGGAGUAUUUGCAGGAGUAUCGGAAGAGUGAGGUGGAGUUGAAGGGGAUUAAGAAUAAGAAGUUGAGGGCUUUUUAUGCGGAGCAGAAUGAGAGGUUGGAUGAUUGGCUAGAAGUAAAUGCCAUCGUCAAGGCGCUUUCAGACGAUAUCCUCGAGUCCUUCGAUCCUCGAGACGAUAACGGAGACGGUAUAGCAGAAGGUGGUGGUGCCUUGCAAGACACCGAGGGAUGCGUCGAACCUUUCCUCCCAGAAGAAGAACAAGAGAAGCGACGAAUUGGUAGACGGAAUGCCAAAUGGGCUAUAAACAUCAACGUCAUUGCCAACAUCAUCCUCCUGAUUGCCAAAGGGAUUGCGGCACUGAGUUCCUCGUCUCUUUCGCUGAUCGCUUCCCUAGCUGACUCGGCGCUGGAUUUGCUGUGUACGGCUAUCAUUUUCACGACGCAUAAGCUGGUGGGAUGGCGUCUUAGUAAGUUAAGAAGGAAAUUCCCGGUUGGGAGAAGGAGGUUGGAACCAUUGGGCAUAUUGGUGUUUUCCAUCAUUAUGAUUAUUUCGUUCAUCCAGAUCCUGCAAGAAUCGGUGCAGAAGCUGAUGUCGAAGGGGCCACAUGAGGCAACACAACUACCGCCUGUGGCUAUUGGUGCUUUGGCUGGCACGAUUGUGUUGAAGGGCAUCAUAGGGCUUGGUUGUAUGAGGAUCAAAACUAGUCAGGUGCAAGCACUGGCUCAAGAUUGCAAGACUGACGUUAUUUUCAACUCUCUCUCGCUUAUCUUUCCGGCUGUUGGGCACGCUGCAAAUAUUUGGUGGCUCGAUCCAGCAGGUGCUGGUAUUCUUUCUCUUUUCAUCAUCUGGGAUUGGGGCUGUACUUGUUUUGAGAAUGUCUUCCGCUUGACGGGUUCAGCGGUUGAUGACCGUGUAUAUGCGAAGCUCACAUUCCUCGCAUAUCGGUUUUCGCCACUGGUCAAUGGGUAUAAGUCCAUUCAAGCAUACCAUGCAGGAGAUGGAGUCUGGGUUGAGGUUGAUAUUCUGUUGGAUGAGAAAACGCCACUGGAGGUAGCCCACGAUAUUGCGGAGACAUUGCAAUACUGUUGUGAGGGACUGCCCGAGGUCGACAGAGCGUUCAUUACAUGUGACUACACAACGUGGGGUCCGACAGGACACGCACUUGAGAACUACCAAUAA